UUUUGUACGUUGAAAACGUGUUUUUGAUGAGAUUUCGAUAUAAUGCACAUGCUGUAGUGAGCUCGCCUGACCCGUUGAAACUGCGUAGUAGGAAUCUUGACUUUGUGGUAGCAGUAUGACUACAAAAUACGGAAGUGUAAUAGGUCCAUAAAAAGUUUGCACAUUUACUUUUGGGCUGCUGACUAUCAUGUGAUAGUGUUACCUGAUUUUACGAUAAUAAUAUUUUAUGUUUCCUUUUUGUUACCGUAGUCUUGCUGUUUCAGUGGUUAGGUUCUUGAAAAUGCCUGGGUUGAGAGAAAGGUUAAGAGCGAUUUUCACGGUGGAGCCCGUUCUUUUCUUCUUCAUGACGAGUACUUUCAUUUUUGUACCAGCAUUUCAGCAGCUUGUCAUCGCCAAGGUGUGCAAUGAGAUGUACCCAAACAAGACGGUCUGUGCUGAUUCCAUCCAGAUAAAGGGGGAUGUGGAAAUUCAGAGGCAAUCCUCCUACAUUAUCUUGGCCUACACUGGAAUGCUCAGCCUGGUGUCCAUCCCUCCAGCCAUGAUAUUGGGCUCCUGGUCUGACCAAGGGGGGCGCAAGUUGGGCAUGGUCCUGCCCAGCCUGCUGGCCCUGGUUUCCAGUUCCGUCUUCAUCGCCAUGGCGGUUGUGGAAAGUGCCAGCGCCUACUGGGGCGUGGCGGCGGCCCUGGUGUCGGGGCUCUCGGGCAGCCACGUCUCCGUGUUCCUCAGCUGCUUCAGCUACGUGGCCGACGUUGCCGACGCCAGCAGCCGCACCCGACGCAUGGCCCUGGCCGAGUCCAUGGUCUUCGUGGGCGGGACGGCGGGCUUCCUCCUCAGCGGCUUCCUGCUAACCCGGUUUGGGUUUGUGGCGACUUUCGGGGUCUGCUGCGCUUUCCACGUUCUCAGCGUCCUGUACGUCCUGCUGUGGCUGCCCAGCCCUGACCGGACGACGCAGACCCUGCUCGCCGACAGCCAGGAAGAGGCGGGCAGCGUCCCGCUCGGGCUGUCCGUCCUGACGUACGCCGGACGCUCCUUCAAGACCAUGUUCAGAGAGCGGCGGGACGGCGAGAAACAUAAGCUUCUCCUCCUGAUGAUCUGCACCUUCCUGAACAACUUGAUAGCUAUGGGAGAUCAGGCUGUCUUACUCCUCUAUCUGACGUACACGCCAAGAGAGUUCACCACAGAGAUGUAUGGUGUGUUCAACUCUGCACGGAUGCUGUUGUUUGGAUUUGCCUUGAUGGGGCUGUUUCCAUUGCUGUUGAGAUGCUUUGGGGAGAUGACGCUGGCCAAAAUGAGCGCCUUCUUAAGGACGGUGUCUUGUGUCCUAAUGGCGUUUUCCACAAACACAUGGAUGGUGUUUCUGGCGGCGGUGGUGGGGACACCAUCUGGGAUCCCGCAGGCUGUGACCCGAUCCCUGUCUUCUGCCAUCGUUGACCCCAAUGAGCAAGGUGCUAUGUUUUCCUUUAUGGCCUCGAUGGAGGCCUUGUGCCUCCUUGUCGCUGCGAUGCUGUUCAAUGGCUUAUACCCUUUGACCUUGACAUCAUUCCCUGGGAUGGUCUUCAUCAUGAUGGCCGGAUUUGCCUUCAUUAUAUUGAUCUUCAUACAGUGGAUCAGCGAAAUGCCAGCCACCCAACCUCGCCUGGUCGACCAGGACUAAACUGCUGCUGCAUCUUGGGAUACUGACGGGAGAGGGAAGUUUCAGGGGCUCGUAAUGGGCGGUGCUACAUUGACCUGUCAGUAAUUUCCUUCACCCGAUCAAACAUUUUUUUUUUCUGCUCUCCGCUGCAGAAAGCACAAUGACUGCUCCAAGGAGCAUUCCAAAUGAGAAGAAAAGUGAAUCUUAUAAUAAACAAAUUUUGUACCACUCA
Messenger RNA from Anguilla anguilla (European eel), 1865 nucleotides. RefSeq lists its product as uncharacterized. Gene Ontology annotation, biological process: transmembrane transport. The transcript is spliced from 7 exons. Bases 227 to 1654 code for a protein of 475 amino acids. Gene Ontology annotation, molecular function: transmembrane transporter activity. NCBI's taxonomy places the organism in Eukaryota, Metazoa, Chordata, Actinopteri, Anguilliformes, Anguillidae. The record is from RefSeq and is a predicted model, not a curated record. Gene Ontology annotation, cellular component: membrane.